AUGACCGAAAAGACCAUAGAUACCUUUGGACGUCACGACACGGAAAGCAGUACGGAUACCGAAUCGUAUAAGUUACAGGUGCGCGAGGGUGGGCGUGCGGCAUGGCUCACGGUUUUGGGCUCCAUACUGGUGUACUACGCCUCCUUUGGGGUUAUGAACAGCUUUGGUUUCUUCCAGAACUAUUAUAGCAGCGACUUCCUGAAAGAGACGCCGCCAUCGACUAUCGCAUUCAUUGGGACGGUUCAGAUGGCGCUCAUGAACUUACUGGCUGCUCUUUCCGGUGCUCUUUGCGAUCGAUAUGGUGUUACGAACCUCUACCUUGGCUCAGGCGCUGGCACUGUGCUGGCCCUCAUCAUACUGUCGUUCAUACACCCUGGACAGUUUUGGUUGGUUCUGAUGACGCAAGGCUUGCUGAUGGGCUUUACCAUUGCUUUCGGUGUACAGCCAGCGGUCACGGUAGUUGGCCAGCACUUCAAAGAGCGACGUGCCUUGGCUAUGGGGUUAGUAUCUACAGGGUCGGCACUGGGUGGAAUUGGCUUCCCGCUGAUGUUCGAUCAACUACUGCCGAGAUUAGGCUUCCCAAACUCGCUACGUCUGGCUGCUGUCAAGAUAGCCAAGCCCAGUGGCAAACCGGAUCGCAAAGGGCUCGGCUCGCUUAUCGACUUCAAAGGAUUCCUCGACACACGCUAUGCCGUACUAUGUAUGGGAACGUGGCUUGCCAUACUAGGCCUUUGGAUCCCGGCGUAUUAUCUUAAGCCAUAUGCUAACUCGGUCUACCCUGGUAACAAAGUCAGCGACUACUUCUUGUGCAUGCUGAACGGCUCCAGCAUCAUCGGCGCAACUUUUGGAGGCUUCAUAGGAGACCGACUUGGCAGGCUGAACCUACUCUGGCCCAUUACCCUCAUCUCUGGCUGCCUUUGUCUCUUCCUAUGGCUACUUGGCAACUCCAUGGCUACUCUUAUUUUCUUCGUCUGCGUAUACGGCUUCUUGACUAGCAAUGUCACUGCUCUUCCGCCCUCGAUAAUCGGCCACAUCACACCUGACGACAAGUUGGGAGCACGCAUUGGAGCUUUCUACAGCGUUAUCGCCAUUGCGAGUCUUGUUGGUACGCCGAUUGGCGGUGCACUCAUCACGGAUCAUGACACAAAGGAUGGGUAUCGAUGGUUGAUCGUAUUUUCGGGUGCCGCGCUCCUCAGCGGAUCAGCUUUCAUGUUUUUCAGCCGGCUGUUACAUGAUAAGGCUCUGAACACGAAGUGGUAG
Messenger RNA from Alternaria triticimaculans, 1260 nucleotides. RefSeq lists its product as uncharacterized. Lineage: Eukaryota; Fungi; Ascomycota; Dothideomycetes; Pleosporales; Pleosporaceae. The record is from RefSeq and is a predicted model, not a curated record. Gene Ontology annotation, biological process: transmembrane transport. Gene Ontology annotation, molecular function: transmembrane transporter activity. Gene Ontology annotation, cellular component: fungal-type vacuole membrane. The coding region runs from base 1 to 1260 and encodes 419 amino acids. The transcript has 4 exons.